Messenger RNA from Maniola jurtina (meadow brown), 2087 nucleotides. RefSeq names its product putative nuclease HARBI1. NCBI's taxonomy places the organism in Eukaryota, Metazoa, Arthropoda, Insecta, Lepidoptera, Nymphalidae. The annotation marks the transcript as partial. The record is from RefSeq and is a predicted model, not a curated record. The transcript is spliced from 6 exons.
AGGCUGCGCGAUAUGUAUAACCCAAUGGAGCUGCCAGAAACAGAGUUCAUUGCGAACUUUCGUUUGAGCAAGGCUGGCUACCAGCAGGUGUUAGAGGAACUCGGGCCUCACCUCCAAGCCGCUCGACGAAGGACAGCUGUUCGCAUUGAACUAAAGAUCCUAGCAGCUCUGCAUUUUUAUGCCACGGGUACAUAUCAGCGCCCAAUAGGGACAUCUAUCUUCAAUACAAUGUCCCAACCAUGUUUUAGCCGAUGUCUACGUGAGGUAACCGAUGCACUCAAUGCUCGGGAAGUACUCACUAAGUACAUAAAGUUCCCUGCAUCCCAAAGGGAAAGGGAAACAAUUAUGCAAAACUUUAUGGAAAAGUUUGGGUUCCCGGGCAUUAUAGGUUGCAUUGAUGGAACUCACGUAGCCCUAGUACGGCCGAUAGAACAUGAAGAGUCAUUCCUCAACAGGAAAUUUUAUCAUUCCUCGAAUGUAAUGAUAAUUUGUGACGCCAAUCUAAGCAUUCUGCAUGUAGAUGCGUCAUUUGGUGGCGCAUCUCAUGAUUCCUUUGUAUGGAAUAACAGUAUGGUCAAAACCAUAAUGGAAGGCUUGACGAAUGAGCGAUGCUGGUUAUUAGGUGAUUCUGGGUAUGCACAGCGUCCAUGGAUGAUGACACCCAUCUUGGACGCUGCUGCUGGAUCCCCAGAAGAACACUACACCAAACUUCAUUGUCGAGUCAGAAACAGUGUGGAGCGCUGUAUUGGUGUGUUGAAAGCACGUUGGCGGUGUUUAUUAAGCCACAGAGUGCUUCACUAUGAUCCAGUUGUUGCUGCGAAAGUAGUGAAUGCCUGUGUGUGCUUGCACAACAUUGCCAAUGUGCGCAACGUGCCAAUUCCUGAGGACGACAGUGGAGAGGGUGGUGAUAACCAGCAGCCGCAGCAAGCCCUUGAAACACCAGAUGCUGCGAAUGCAGAUUCUACGAGGGCAAUGCUCGUUAGAAGAUUAUGGGAUGCCAGGCCCUAGGUAGGUAUAGAGACGUCGAUUAUUUCAGGGAUGAAGAGCAGAGUAACCAACAAAGUUCAACAAGUGGUGAAGCAGAAGUGGUAAUGCUUUAAUUCUCGGUGUCUCUACAUGAUCAAAUCAGAAACAAGGAGAUCUGUUGAAGAAGCAGAGUAGACAAAUGGAAGAUGAAACAAAUUCUGCCAUAGAAGACAGUAGAAAUUAAUAAUUCUUAACUGUAAAUGAUGUCUACUAUUUAAAUUCAUUAUAUGGUACAUAAUAUACCGAAAGGAGAUUGGCUAAGUUGAAACCAGCUAUUUUAAAAACCAUACAGAUUCACAAAUCAUUUAAUUUUUACAAAUUUAUUCAAAGUAUUUUUCUGAGUAAACACACCAUAUUUUUAGAAAUUGGAAAUCUAUAGAACAACAUAAACAAACUUGAUAAGAUAUGUAGGUAGGUACUUCUUUUACAUUAAAAUAGUAAUUAAAUAAACCAAAUAAACUCUAACUUAACAAUAAAAGGAACUUUGUUUUCAUUACAAAUAUUCCUGUAAUAAUAAACCAAAUAAACUCUAACUUAACAAUAAAAGGAACUUUGUUUUCAUUACAAAUAUUCCUGUAAUAAUACCUAGUAAUAAUCACAACCAUUAUAGGAUAUGUAGGUACUUCUUUUACAUUAAAAUAUUAAUUAAAUAAACCAAAUAAACUCUAACUUAACAAUAAAAGGAACUUUGUUUUCAUUACAAAUAUUCCUGUAAUAAUAAACCAAAUAAACUCUAACUUAACAAUAAAAGGAACUUUGUUUUCAUUACAAAUAUCCCUGUAAUAAUACCUAGUAAUAAUCACAACCAUUAUAGGAUAUGUAGGUACUUCUUUUACAUUAAAAUAUUAAUUAAAUAAACUCUGACUUAACAAUAAAAGGAACUUUGUUUUUAUUACAAAUAUCCCUGUAAUAAUACCUAGUAAUAAUCACAAUCAUCAUAAGAUUACUUCUUUUACAUUAAAAUAAAUUAAGUAAACUCUAAUAUCUAUACUAAUAAAUAAAAUUGGAGUGUCUGUCUGUAAUUUCGAAAUAACUACCUCAUAUUAAGCUCAUAUGGUUAU